AUGUCCAUUAUAAAUCCUCUCAAGAAGAAGCUUUCGGUGGCUUUGAUCCAAUUGAAGACAACUGCCAAUAAGGAGCAAAACUUGAGAGCUGUAGCCAAUCAAAUUCAAAAGGCCAUAUCCACUCGUUCCAAUGUAGAUUUAGUGGUUCUUCCAGAGUGUUUUAAUUCCCCCUACAGUGUUAAGGAAUUUGCCAAUUAUGCUGAACAGAUUCCCAAUGGAGAGACUACCAAGUUUCUGAGUAAACAAGCAGCUGAUCACGGAAUUUUCAUCGUAGGUGGUUCAUUCCCAGAGAAGGGUGAAGAUGACAAGAUCUACAAUACUUCAUUAACAUUUGACAGAAAAGGUGAGAUUAUUGCCAAACAUCGCAAAGUACAUCUGUUUGACAUUGAUAUUCCAGGAGGUAUCACUUUCAAGGAAUCCGUCUCCCUGUCUGCGGGGAAUAAGGCUACUGUGUUCGACUCUGGGGAAUUCGGAAAGGUGGGUAUAGGGAUCUGCUACGACGUGAGGUUCCCUGAAUUAGCAAUUCUGGCAGCCAGAAAACACAAUGCUGGAAUCAUGAUUUAUCCAGGUGCUUUCAAUACUGUCACUGGUCCUCUCCACUGGGAAUUGUUAGCACGUUCGAGAGCUGUUGAUAACCAGGUCUUCGUUAUUCUGUGUUCCCCUGCCAGAGAUUUGGAUUUUUCUUACCAUGCUUAUGGACAUUCAUUGGUAGUUGACCCCAGUGGAAAUAUAAUUGCCGAAGCUGGUGAAGGAGAAGAGAUUGUGUAUGCUGAUCUUGAUCCAAGCUUACUGGAGUCAGCCAGAGCUGGUAUACCUGUUACAACACAGCGUCGCUACGACAUAUAUCCAGACAUCAGUGAGUCAAGUAAGGUAUCAGCUGAGUAG
This is a messenger RNA of Komagataella phaffii GS115, 885 nucleotides long. RefSeq lists its product as uncharacterized. The transcript has a single exon. Gene Ontology annotation, biological process: oxaloacetate metabolic process; L-glutamine metabolic process. The record is from RefSeq and is a predicted model, not a curated record. Bases 1 to 885 code for a protein of 294 amino acids. Gene Ontology annotation, cellular component: mitochondrion. Gene Ontology annotation, molecular function: omega-amidase activity. NCBI's taxonomy places the organism in Eukaryota, Fungi, Ascomycota, Pichiomycetes, Pichiales, Pichiaceae.